This is a messenger RNA of Tetranychus urticae (two-spotted spider mite), 2283 nucleotides long. RefSeq names its product caspase-6. Gene Ontology annotation, molecular function: cysteine-type endopeptidase activity. Lineage: Eukaryota; Metazoa; Arthropoda; Arachnida; Trombidiformes; Tetranychidae. Gene Ontology annotation, biological process: proteolysis. The record is from RefSeq and is a predicted model, not a curated record.
AUCAACAUCGUUUCCACUUUCUGGUUUAUGGCUAAUUUUUGUUUUGUUUCAAUUGCAUUUUCAAUGAUUUUCUCUCUCACUUAUCAUCACUCUCAUUCUGCUAAUCUGUUUCGUCUGAAGAGAAGGUUACUCUUUAGUUUGGUCUGACUCUUGUGCUUCUUCUGAUUUUCCCUAUAACCCAAAAGUGAACCAGUGUUUUGGGUUUCUCUCGUCUACCAUUGUCACCCUGUGUUAAACCUUUUUUUAGUCUUCUUAUUUCAACUUUGUUCUUUUAUUUUGAGCAUUAUUAUAAUCUUUAAUGGAACCGGAUUGACUCAAGGAUAACCAGUUUUGUCCGUUCAUUGACAUUGAUCAGUUCGUCAUCACCAUCUUCAAUCAUUUCUUCCACCUUCGUCAAUUUGAUUUUGUGUCUUAUUGAAGCAACAUUAACCUAGCAUUCGAUUGCUAUUGACUGCAAUUUAAAUUUCUCAUUUUUUUGUUUCUUUACAAACUCAAUGUGAAACCAUUUAUGUGUUAAACUCUUUACUCUUAUGUUUCAUCUUGCAUCAGUUGAUCUUUUCGCAGCUUUAUCUUCAUUAUAAUAUUGGUAUUUCGAAUCCUACCAAGUUUACAUUUUUUGAUUCAACUUUCUAUCAUCCAAUAUUUGCAUGUGAUUUAUUUUUUUAAUUGCUGUUAUCAUAUUCAGACAACGAAGAGUUUGGCUGUUUGCCCAUUUUAUUUUGUAAGUUUUAGGUUCAAAGCAAGUCACUCAUCAACUGACUAGGAAACAAAAGGUUUUAUUCGGAAAGCAUUUACAAUUAAUCAACUCUGAUUGUUCAUAGGAAUCUAUUUCCACCAAAGAAACAUGUCUUUUGUCAACCAAGAGCUGGACCAAUUAUCUACUAGAUUCAGCGCAUCUAUUGGAAUUGGUGGCGAUAGUUAUGUAUCUCAAGUUGACAGUGGACCUGCUGAAAUUGGAAAUUCUCAGCCUCCAGGCUUUGUGAAUGCCGCUACACCUUUAGAGGCUCAAAGCUCAUCUAGUUCAUUGUCUAGUGAAACAAUUGCUCUGGAAGUUGAGGGCUGCACACCCAGCUCGUUGCGACGGACUCAUUCGUCGAAUGGUUCAACCAAUGACAACUCAAACGCAGGUUCUCAUUCAACCAAUGCUACUUCCAACUCAGAUUCUCCAAUUAUUACUGCUUCAAUUUUGGAUGAAGAAUACGCUAUGAACCACAAAUCCCGUGGAUUGUGCCUUAUUUUUAAUCAUGAAGAAUUUGAUAACUGUGGUCGGCGAUCUGGAACUGAACAGGAUGCCUACUGUCUCAAAAAAAGCUUCGAAUAUCUCGGAUUUGAAGUCCAAAGAUACGAUAAUUUGCGUUGUUCAGAAAUAAUUGAAACAUUAGCUUUAGUUUCUGAGAGUGAUCAUUCAGACGCUGACUGUUUCUGCUGCUGCAUAUUAACUCAUGGAGAAGGAGAACACCUGCAUGCUCGAGACCAGCCUUAUGCAAAAAAUAGUGUAUUUGGUUUAUUCACUGGAGAAAAGUGCCCGACUUUGCGUGGCAAACCAAAAAUAUUUUUUAUCCAAGCUUGCAGAGGUACCAACACUGAUCAUGGUGUUCAAGUGGAUUGCCACCAUGAUGCUGUUCAGCAACCAGGAGUUAAAAUAAAUCAAGUUCAAUGUAUCCCUGUCUGGGCGGACUUUUUGAUCUCUUAUUCCACCGUAGAGGGUUACUAUUCCUACAGACACACUGCCAAGGGAGGCUGGUUUGUCCAAGCCUUAACUCCCAUUUUGGAAGCUCUUGGAACUAACUAUGAUUUGGUUUCAAUUUUAACUGCAGUCAACAAAGAUGUCGCGUUUAAUUUAAACGCUUCUCCAGGGAAACAAAUACCUCAAAUUGUCUGUACUCUGACAAAAAAGCUGAUAUUCCGCAGUAAACCAUAUCCUGUAAGACGAUUAACUCAGUUUAUUGCUGGUGAUAGUGACUCGCAACAAAUUCAAUCACCAAACAAUGCAUUACCACCUGAUAAUAGCCGAGUUACUGAAAACUCUUAACCAUAACUUGACGUGGAUUUUUUCUUGAUAUUUCUCAAAAAUUUUCAUUAUUUAUUUUUUUUUGAAGCCAUUCUUUUCAUUUACUUGAUUUUACAUGACUUUUUGACUCGAUUUUUUGAAACAGCCUUAAAACACUUAUCUUUCAUGUACGCCAUUCAAAUGGUACCAAUUCUCUGAUAUCAGAAACAUCCUGCCAUUUUUGAUAUAAUUAUUCCAUGUAACCAAUAAUAAAAAUAAUUAUCUAACAUUAA